AUGGUUCUCGAUGGAUGCACUCUUCAAAGUGGCGUCGAGAUAAAGUCAUUGUCUGGCAAUCUACGAGUAACCAGCAGCAUCAUCGAGGCAAUCGACAUCUCGGUCGAGCAAGGCACGGCAGAGUUCUCGUACGGGAAAAUGGAGGCACUUCAAAGCCUUUCAAAUGAGGGCUCUUUGUUCUUUCAAUCCAUGGAAGUAGCGUCAUCGGAAUUUGCUUUUUACUCUGGAAGUGGAAGUUUUUCGUUGGCUGAUGCACAAGGCAUGUAUUCCUUAGCAGAUUCGGGUGUGCUCGAGACGUACUGUAGCUCCAGUUCGGCAACUGAUGUGCAACCACAAUUGACGAAAGUUAAGGAUCUCCAGGAAUGUCAAGACCAAUGUGAUGCCAAUGACAAAUGCCGUGCAACCCGUUGUGGCAUUCACAGCAUUGGGACAAGGUUUUUGCCCAGUAGCAACACCAAAGGCCCCAACUACACCUCCAGCCCUGUCAACGGAAGAUGCCGAGGCUGGUGCUACACUCUAAGCUUCUGCAAUGCCUACACGUUCGAUCCUGUCACCAAAUUGUGCACGUUUUAUGACAACGCUGCAGUUACCCAAUGUAACGACUCUCCAGAGAACGCUCUCGUUGUUGAUACAAACCACAAUGAUGCGCUUGGAAGGUUCGUCGAACUUCCAGCUGGAUUGUGCUAUCCCGAAGACGACAACCGAGAACUUACUAGCAUUGGCCAAGGGGUUCAAACAUGGCUUGCAACUGCGGCUGACUGUUCUGCGCUCUGUGGUGCCUUGGCAGAAUGUUCUGCUUUUGAGAUUGAUUCUGUUUCUUCGCGUUGUCGAUACUUCUCAUGGGAUGCCGAAGUUCAAGUCUCCUCCAACUGCACCGGCAAAGCUUUCAUGUCUGUUCAAGACUCGUCCUUCCCCCUUGGCUUGAGCUCCAGUGUAAUGCGUUUUGAUUGCAGCGCUGAGCCUUCACUCUCGCAGCUAAAAGUCAAUUCAGGAGGUCCUAAAGUCUGCGAAACUCUGUGCCAUACAAAUCCCUUGUGCUUGGCCUACACCUACCAGGGAAGCAGUGCUGGAACUCCGGAUUGCUUCUUGUGGAGUGACACGAGUUACCUUGAUUGGCUGCUGAACCCUGAACGUUGCGAAGCGUCUUUCGGGGAGACCUAUCUCAUAACAAAAAGAGUCGAUUUUGUCCAAAACGACGACAUGAUUCUCCCCUGUGACAUGGAAUCGCCACUGGACGCAGUCGAAGACGCGAUUACGCCGGACAACUGCAAGGCUGUUUGCCUACGCACUGUUGGCUGUAGCACGUUCACCUUCAGCUUGGAAGAUGGAUGUCGUCUCACGUGCCCGGCCACCAACGAAGCUACCGGUUCGAAUCAAACUGUUCCUCGGGCCUUCGAGAAAAAAGAGAUAAAUGUGGAGCUGGGCUAUGUGAACUAUGUCGGCGUAACAACCUGCAUCAACGCACGACACCUACCGGACCGAAAACUGUACACUGCAGUUAGCGAGUCAACAUGUCGCUAUCUGUGCGACUUGGCAGACAGCUGCAUGGGGUAUUUUGCAAAAACAUUUUCAACAGGUGCAAGAAAAUGCUCGUUCUUUGAAUACGUAGAAACGAGAGAGUGUGAACCAAAUGAAAAACCCCGUUAUAGAAAUUUGGCGUUUCAGGGUGGAGACAAGGUAGUGUCAACGAAUGGGCUUGCAUCUGAUCCAUACGUCAUGAGCAAAGUCCCAGUCAAUCCAUUUGUGAAAGUCCAGUCCUCAGAGACUGUUUGUCCGGAUUCAAAUGCACUGAUGUUGACCCAAGCAGGCAUAUGGGAUGCGGAAGCAUGUCAAAGCCUUUGCUUGUCUCAUACCCACUGUUCUAUUGUCCAUCACGACAGUGCAACUGGGAUUUGUCACCUUUAUGACAGCGAAUCAUUCUUACAAAGCGACUGUGCUCAGCAACCCACCUCGGAGAGCUCCCUGUAUGUCUCCUAUCUUCAAUUCUUGUUCCGGGAUUCCAUUUCGUUUGCGUCAUUCGGUGCCAGCCAAGGUGAAACGAAAACGCUUUGUGUUUCGGGGGAAUCUCCGGCGGCAACUGUCACAGAUAUUCCAUCAGAGGCAGGUUGCGCGUUCUUGUGUGAGGAAACACAACCAGACUGCAAUGCAUACACCUAUGACGAAGGAGAGAAGACGUGCGAGCUCCAUCGGAACGACUUUGAAUUGUCCAAGUGUGCCUCGCGUUCAACGGUUCUCGGUGUAUCCUAUAAACGAAUGCGGUUCAGAGACUUGGAAGACGAAGAAUGCCUUUCUGGGCAAGCAAAUCUCAUCAACGGCUACUCUGGCAUCCACGACUACCCCGAAUGUGCUGCUCUAUGUGAAGCUUCGUCUGGCUGCCAAGCAUUCAAAGUGGAAGGAACAGAUUGCGCCCUGUACGACACCUCUGAAACAGGCUCCUGCCCAGGUCUGGGAGCUUCCGAAAAGUCAUUUGUUCUUUUCAGCGAAAAGCUUUACACAGGGCUGGGCCAUGCAUAUUGUCCUGCGUUCAAUACACCCAAGCAAUUGUGCGAUGAUACUACACGAUGCGAAAGUAUCCAACACAGAGUCGACGGUGUGUUGGUGGCUGAGGAUGAAGACAAAUGUGGUCUAGGAGAAGUGUGUGACAUCGAACAGGACUGCCAGAGCCCUCUGGUAUGCCAACAUGCAAGCACUCGCAAUGCCGAUUUGGGCACGGUAGCAAAAGGUGAAGCGGAAUCAACGCCGAAAAAGUUCUGCGUUCUGUCCGACGUGUCUGCUGACGAAUCGGACUGCGAGGAGACUUGUUUAGCCAAUCCCCAGUGUGUUGGCAUCUAUCGUCAAGGCAGCGCUUGUUUGGAAUUGAGAUCGGAAGAUCUUAAUCGGGUUGAACCAUCCACUCAUUGUUCUCAAGACUCGGUAGCUCUGCUACCGGUCAAGUUUCGAGAAAACCCUUAUCAAGAAAAGGAAAAAGCAUGCCUAAAUAAGCCUUUGAAUAUGGGGCCGUUCGUGCAGACCGAGCUUGCCGAUUGUAUCAAUAUAUGCAAUAGCUUCUCCCCUUGCCAACACUUCACUCAUUCAGCUGAUGGAACCUGCUCCCUUUUUGCCUCGCAAGUUGGAGAUGUCGGCGAAGAUUGUGCGUUACCACAGGGUGUCACAGCCUAUGUCAAUACAAGGUCUUUCGUUCAGGAGAUUGAGUUUAUGGGAGUCCCAGAACGAGUUUUCGCACAGGUGCAUGCCCUGUCGUAUGAUGAGUGCGCAGCAAGCUGCAGACGGCUAGACCAAUGCCUUGCCUUCAUUCAUGAAUCUGGGUGUCGUCAAAGUGGUGCGCUUGCAGAUGCAGUCGUGAAGCCAGAAAGGCUCGUGCGCUUGACGCCAAAUGGAAAUUUCAGAGUUGUAACGUUAAACUUUGACUCCACGACAGACCAACUCGAAGUUCUCGCGAGGGAAGACUUGUCAGUUGGAAAUUUCCAUGAUCAAGUUCUGGCGAUCGAGGAGUUUGAGACCGAGGGUCGUGCCCGAAUUCGAUUUCAACGUGGUGACGUUUGCCUUGAUGGAGUGGCCGGCCAGUUCGUCGAGGCCAUACCUUGCGCAGAUCGGGAUGCACAGAAUUUCUUGAUCACGAAUCGCAGUGACGGAGCAUUUCCCAUUUCACAAACAGGAGGGACACUCACUACCGAUACUGGUUGUCUCUUUGCUAACGAGGACGGGAAAAUGCGAUUCGACAUCAGCGGGUGCACUUCGAUAAAUCUGGCUUCUCGGCCAGUUCGACUGUCUCCAGGUGAUGCCAAAGGGCUGUGCCUGACGUCUCAAGGUUCUGGCUCAUCGGGCACUAUUGGUCUUGCACCAUGUGACCCUUCGGAUGAAAACCAAAAGUUCACUUAUCUAUUUGGCACGAAGCGAUGGAUACAGCAGAAGAAGGCAUUUGAGCUGCAGCUGGGAGGAAGCAGUCAAUGUUCCGGAACAAGACUUUGGCUGCGAAGAUACUCCAGCAACUUGAUGACCGAUCUUUUCCAGCAGGAAAGCGGUACACUAGUUGUCGCAGGCAGCUGCUUUAAUGAGCCAGGACAAGGAAACCUGAUCGAAGACAUGAGAGGGGAUUGGGUGGACUGCCAAGCCAGAUGCAAUGACUUGGAGGAAUGCAUAUGCUUUGAAUAUUGCCCACCUGGGAGACAAUGUGAUCACGCCCGAGACAAUGGGGAUGUUCGAGAUGGACUGCCUUUUACACAUGUGGAUCAGUGUUUAGAGUAUGCUCCGAACAAUGCGGGGACUGUGGAACUGAGGCUUGGACCUUGCAGCCCUAAUGAUGCAGGAAAAAGUGACGUUGGAUCACAGAACACGAUCAAGUUUGGUGAAGAUUGCAUGGCUUUGUCACAAGAUAAUGCUUCUGGUGAAUCUAAUGUGGUGAUGGUGCCUUGCGACUCUGAUGACCCCCUCCAGAAGUGGCACCAAGAUGCCCUCUGCCAGCUUACAACCAGAGAGAGCACACCACCUUUCAAACUAGAGAGUGCCUUUGAGGAGGGCAGAUGUCUCGCUAUGGACAGAAACAUCUUCGAUGAUUCAGAUUGUGGUAGGGAGAACAGCAUCACAUAUAGGGGUGGCGCUCCAGCUGGAACAGCGCAUUGUGACACUGCAGAUGCAAGUGUGUUUCAAUACCACUACAAGCAAUCAAAGAAGAAGCCACUUCGAUUAGCACAGGCGUUUGCUGGCAGCAAGGGCAAACGCGCACGUCCAUCAUGUGUUGUGCGAGAAACGCAACCCACAGAAAACGACAACUUCGAAGAGGUUUCUCUGAAAUGGGGACGUUGUCAUCCCUCCCCUAACCGAAACAUGUGGGCUAUUAAAAAUUUCCUCACAGGAAGCAUAUUCCAGAGUGCCAUAGCGGAUGAUGAAACCGCGGUGAAAGUGCUCAUGUUUCCUUCUCUAGUUGCAACAAAAAAGUUGUUGCAACGGAUGCCCCUGCAGAUCCUCUGCUUGCGUCUUGGAAGAAGUAUGCGAUGGGAAAUUCCGCAGUUGAGCUUUCAUCAAGCCAAGUGCGACGAUCCAGGAGAUCACUGA
Molecule: messenger RNA, 5052 nt
Organism: Seminavis robusta
Lineage: Eukaryota; Bacillariophyta; Bacillariophyceae; Naviculales; Naviculaceae
Source: the annotation of a GenBank genome assembly